AUGGUCGCCAAACUGACAAAGGUGUCCCAGCUGCCACAGCAUACAGCUGGCAUCUUUGCGGAUAUGUCUAUAGACGGUCCACCCAUAGGGACACUGGUUGCCAUUAUCGACCGGGCGAAAAACCUGCCCAAUAGGAAAACCAUGGGCAAGCAGAAUCCGUACUGUGCCGCGCGGCUGGGGAAGGAGGCAAAGAAGACGGAAACGGAUAUGCGGGGUGGCCAGAGGCCAAAGUGGGAUCAAGAGUUGCGGUUCACAGUGCACGAAUCGCCCGAUUACUAUCAAUUAAAAGUAUCCGUCUUCAACGACGAUAAGAAGACUGACCUGAUCGGUGAAACUACUAUCGAUCUCAAGAAUGUUGUGGUUCCAGGUGGUGGGCAGAAUGACCUCUGGCAUGGAUUGCAGUGCAAGGGGAAAUAUGCUGGGGAUAUCAGGAUCGAGUUGACCUACUAUGACACCCGACCUAAGGAUGAGGCGGUAAUCGAGCGGAGAAAGGAAGCGGAGAAAGUAGAGACAAGAGCAGAGACGGUACAGUCAGGACUCUCCGGUCCUCGCCAAGCAAAGCCCUCGAAACGAAGACCUCUGCCCGCGGAUCCCACCGGCUCGUCUCCUUCCCGUCCACCGUCGUCUGAUCGUGUUGUUCCUCCCCCUUCAGCUUUACGGGAGAACCAUUCUACACCUACUCGACAAACAAUACAAGAACCACCUCCCCAGUCAACGCCUCCUUCUCAAUCCCAGCGAGCCUACGAAACGCCCGAUGAUUUCCCAACUCCUAUCAAAAUUCCUCCCCUCGAGAAAUUCAAGAGCUGCCGGUCGAUCAGUACGGUCGUCGUUCCCAGCAUCCCAUCACUUCUCGAGAAAUGGCCUACCCCCAAGUACCAGAAUAUUCCCCACAAUACUCACCACCAGUCACUCGACCAUAGCCCGCUACAUAACAUAGGUCAAAAUGUCUACGACUAUCCCCUGGAGCCAACCCCAAUCCCUCCACCCCGAGACUGCUACCAGACCCCACCACGACAAACGACCUAUUCCAUGCAAACACCAGACCGCUACAAUACCUCCCCUUCCUACCCUCCACCAUCUCGAGGCUCUUCCUACGCAGCCACAGACUCACCACAAACACAGCAAUCCCCGGAGCCCCCAAUCAAUGCCAGCCCAAACGAUCGACGGAGCCACUACCACCGCUACAGCACCUCGCACGCCAACAACGAUGUCUUCCGCGACAGCCCGCUCCGUCAUUCCUUGAAUAACCCUGACUUCCCGCCGCGCCAUGAAUACAUGCAGCCGCACUUACAGAAUGAGGAGGAAGAGGGACCACCGCCCCCACCGCCUGUUCAUCGGCAGAUUUUCCACCCACAACAACAUUUACAACAACUUCCUACAUCAAUACCAGCGAAACCGCCACUGUCGUCGGCACCGGCAGACUACGGUCACAAUCAAAAUGCCUUGGGACCAAUACCCAUGCCGGAACCGCUGAGUAUAGGACCCGGGCGAACGUCGCCACUGCCCAUGCCUGUUGGUGAGCAAGGGCAGCAAUAUAUCGCGUACUCAUCAAGCUAUCACAGCCAGAAUCUGAGCUUCUCGUCGGUAGAUAGGGAGCCGGUAUCGGCGUAUUCAUCGUCUCCUACUCCUUCAUACAUGAAUGCACAUGCAAAUACAAAUGUAAACAGUUAUGCUCGAGACAGGAUGGCAGCAGCCCCCGUCCAAGAACAACCCGGCACGUCGGAUGGAGAUAUAAAAGUUAUGGCCAGUGUACCGUCAGCAUUAGUACCAGGAUAUAAAGCGGCUGUUCCUGAAGAAGCUGAGCGAAGCAUGAUAUAUCACAAUAACAGCUAUGUCUCACCACCCCCCCAGCCACAGCUGCACCAACAACCACCAUCCCCGCAGCCGCACCAACAACCACCAUCCCCACAACCGCAACCACAACCACAAACCCGUCCCCACCCCCAACCCUCCCGCACAUCCCCUCGCCCUCCGGAUCUCCGCUCCAUCCCCGCCCGCAAAUCUGUCUCUCCGCACCCCCACCAACCACCAGCACUACGCGACCCCACAAACCCAAGCCUACCCGGCGUCCCCUUUUCCCCUGACAGUUACAACGCCCUAAACCCCUCCGUCUCCACUGCCUUCACCACCAGCAUAUCUUCCUCCAUCCCAACAUACCAAGAAUCCGCCCUUGAAGCCGACCGCCAGCGCGAGGUGGAUAAACUCCGCGACCUGGGUCCGAUAAUCGGCGAUGACGGCCGCGUUAUUGAUCCUUCGGAUCAUUUGCCGACAGAUACGUGGGCGCCAGAGCCGGAGAGGAAGUUUGCUACUGUUUCGGGGAGUGGUGGAGCAGGGGUAGGGAAGAGGGCGGAGGUUGUGGUGCGGUUUAAGCAUGCUGGUCAGAGAGAUGGUGCUAGUGCUGGUAGUGGGGGGAGGGGGAGGGCGGUAUCUAUGAUUGGCGUUAAUGGUAGUGUUGGGGAAGGGAACCGGCAUACGCGCGCGAAGUUGCAGAAACGGGAGACGCUGCAGCCGGCACCAGUCAGUACCACUUCUAGGCCGCAGUCAUAUGUACACGUACAGCACAGCCAUGAUACCACACCAUCCCCGCGCGCCAACGGCAUCAUCACCAAUAAUAAUACCACCCCCCUCCGCUCCCAUGAUCCAUACGGCUACAACGGCACCCCCACCGCCUCUACCAGCACACACAGUCCUAACAUACGAACCUCCCCGUCCCCCUCCAGCUUCUAUAAACCUUCUCUAACCGGCCCGCCGAUCCCGGCGAAAGUCCCCGUGCAACCGUCUGCUUCGUACGGCGGUGGGGAGAUGGAUGCAUUUAGCGAGGAGUUGAGGAGGAUUGAUAUUGGGGUGGGAUCUGGUGGAUGUGUAGGUGGAGGUGGGAGGAGAGGGAGGGUGUCGUAUGUCGGGACGGGGGGGAGGGAGGGUUGA
This is a messenger RNA of Paracoccidioides lutzii Pb01, 2925 nucleotides long. RefSeq lists its product as hypothetical. The transcript has 3 exons. The record is from RefSeq and is a predicted model, not a curated record. The coding region runs from base 1 to 2925 and encodes 974 amino acids.